AUGUUGAAUUUUGAAGAGAAUGUAAUAAUUAAUGAUGAAAAUGAUAAUGGAUCUGAUCAAGAGACAAAUUGCUCUUAUUCAGAACAUUCCAAUCGAACACCAUCUAUUGAAAUAGCAUCCAUGUCAUCGACAAUAUCAACAUUGAAUACUACAGAUCAUGUUUUAAUAUCAACAAAAGUUAUCGAUAAUUCUUGUAAUAAACAAGAACAGUUGAUAAAUUUAUUAAAUUCCGACUUUUUGUCUUGCUCAUUUUGUCAUGCAAAUGAUAAUGUAAUAAAGCUUCUUCCGUGUUUACAUACAGUCUGUCAAAGUUGUGCUAUUUCGUUACAUAACCAUUCAAAGAGUGUGGAUAAUUCGCCAAUAAAAUGUAAAGCUUGUCAUAUGGCUGGUUUGAAAUUAAAAGAACAAUAUGAUCCUCAUAAUAGUAAUAGUUUUAUUAAUGAAACACUAAAAAAUAACUAUAACGAUGAGAAAUAUUCGACAGUUCAACCUGGCAUUAACUCAACUACUGACUCAAACUGUGUAUUAGAAAAGGAGGAAACAAUUACAGUGGAUGAAUUACAAUUUCCAAAUGCAAUAUUUAUUGAAAAACUUCGAGAUUUAGCAAAUUUAUUACAAAAAGAUACAAUACGUAAAUGUGAUUAUUGUAUGUUUGAAAAUCAAAAUUCAGAAGCUCAAUUCAGAUGUAUUGAAUGUGGUGAUAAUCUAUGUGAACCAUGUGCUCAAGCUCAUAAACGAACUAGAAUAACACGACUUCAUACUCUGCUUUCAUAUGAGGAUAUUUUAGUAAACGGGUAUUUGCUACGCAUGAGAGAGGCUCCACCUACUCAAUGUACCGAUCAUGAAUUCUCUGAGCUUAACACAAUUAAUUCAAAUGAGAAGACUAUAAGUAAUAAUCAGAAAGUAUCAGAUAACACGGUCAGAACUAGUUCUACUACUGUUGAUUUUAAUAGUAAUAAGGGUAAAACUAUUAUUGGUCACCGUUGUAAUUGGCCAUCACCAUCAGCUUGUUUUUACUGUAAACCAUGUAAAGAACAUGAAAAUCAUGUUGUAUUAUCAUUGGAAAAGGCUGUUCAUGAUGCUAAACUUGAAAUUAAUAAGCAAAUCGAUCGAGUUAAACGGAAUAAUUCACAAUUCGAAAAUUAUUUACGUCAUCUAAUUAAAUACGGUCAUGAACUUGGUGAAACAGAAUUGAACAUAACUAAUCAAAUUCAAAAUAGAGCUGAACAAUUGAAAAACGAAAUUGAUCAAAUAGCUAAUAAACUAACUAAUCAACUUGACAAAGAGAUUGGGAAUGAAAUGAAGCUAGUUGACCAAUGUGCAGGGUCCCUGCCAGAAGAGGUACUUUUCUGUUUUGAUCAAGUAAACGAACAGCUGAGUUAUUUGGGACAAAAGAAAAUUGAAUAUUUAGGAGCACGCAUAAAAACGUAUUUCAAAAAUGGCGGUUAUAGUUAUUGUGAAGAUGGGAUAGAAACAAAAAGUCAAACAUUCAAUUCAUCAUAUUUAUUCGGAAGUGUUGAAUGUGAAAAAAUUGUAGAGGAAUUUUCAAAAAAUGAAAAUAUUAAUCGUUCAGCUAUUCAUAAACAAAAUGAACUUAAAUUAGAACUUAGUAAUAUAUACUUAAAUCCUGAUCAAAUAUCAGUCGGUGUAAAUACUAGUCCAAGAGAGCUAGAAACAUUAACGAGUUAUCAUGAAGAUAAUCGAUUUAAUAAUAAUGAUAGUGAAUUACAUCUACUUAUUUCUGGUAAUCGUUUUAAAACAAAUGAAAGCUUCUUAACACCAAGAAAUGGUUAUACAUCUGAUAAUGUGAAACAUAAAUCAAUGAUUAAAGAACAAUAUAAUCUAUCCAAAUGUCAAGUAACCAAUGAAUUAGAAUUUGAUGCAAGAGUUAGUACUGAUUUACGUGAUGUUUGGCCUACUGGAUUAGCUGUAAAUCAAUCGAAUGGAGACAUUUAUGUUGUGGAUAGAGAUAAUUCUAGAAUCAAGCUUUUUACCCAUGAUGGAACAUUUAUUUCAAGUUUAGGUGAUACAGGUGAAAUGACUGACCGACUUAUAAGUCCAUUUGACAUUACACUAUCAUCCAGUCGGGGAAUUAUAUUUGUAUCAGACUAUCAACGAGAUGAGAUUCGACUAUUCAGCUUCGAUGGACGUUCACAGGGUACAUUAACAAAAAAUAAACUUAAACAUCCACGUGGAGUAUGUUAUGGUAUUGGAUUAUUGGCUGUUGUUGAAAGUCGACGUCAUCAUAUUAGUCUUUAUGACAUCCGCUGUGAUACUAAUUCACCAGUACAUCAAAUACCUGUUGAUAAAGGAUUAACUGGAGAAGAAGAUAAUUCAAACAAAUUUAUUUUUAACAGUCGAACUGCGCUUACUGAACCGUAUUAUGUUGAAUUUGUUGAUGAUGGUGGAGGAUGCAUAGGUGUUACUGACUGGGCUGCUCCAAGUGUCAAGUUGUACUCAUUAAAGACUGGUUCUUUUCUAUCUUCUAUUGGUGGUUAUGGUACAACAAAUGAUAAUAUUUUACAACCAUAUGGAAUAUGCUAUGCUCCAUGGACUAGAUCAUUUCUAAUUGCUGAUCAUGUUAAUCACCGUAUACAAUCAUGUCAAAUUAAACAUAUCAAUGAAAAUGAUAAUACUAUUCUGACAAAUGAUUUCAAUAGAUCAACAAAACAAACCAAUGGAUUGAAUCAAAUCAAUGUUAAUGGACAUAAAAUCACUUCUAUUAAUUUAUCAUCAUUGAAACCGAUUGCUGAAAAGGGUACACAUUCAAUAUGGCAUCCAAUGGCUAUUACUACAGAUAUACAACGUAAACGAAUAAUUGUAACAGAAGCAUUAGGCAAUGUUAAAGUAUUAAAAUCAAUGGAAACAAUUUAA
Schistosoma margrebowiei is the source of this 2874-nucleotide messenger RNA. NCBI's taxonomy places the organism in Eukaryota, Metazoa, Platyhelminthes, Trematoda, Strigeidida, Schistosomatidae. The record is from the annotation of a GenBank genome assembly.